AAAAGCUGCUGACGUAGGAGCGGACGGCCAUCUUUGAUGAGGGCACGGCUCUCGGUCCGUUGAAGAAGGAGACCCGAGGAGGUCAGCAGCGGCUGUCCUUGCCUCCCAGCUGCGGCACCGAGCCACCGACUCCGCCGAGGCGGCCCGGCAGAGCGUUGCACAAGCCGAGGCUUGCAGGCAGCUGAGCAGAAAUCCUUGAUCUGCAGCUUCCACAAACACACCCACAGCUAAAAUGGCGGAAGACGCGGACAUGCGCAAUGAGUUGGAAGAAAUGCAGCGGCGUGCCGACCAGCUUGCAGAUGAAUCCCUUGAGAGUACACGUCGAAUGCUGCAGCUUGUUGAAGAGAGUAAAGAUGCUGGUAUCAGGACUUUGGUUAUGUUGGAUGAGCAAGGAGAACAACUCGAUCGUGUUGAAGAAGGCAUGAACCAUAUCAACCAAGACAUGAAGGAGGCCGAGAAAAAUUUAAAAGAUUUAGGGAAAUGCUGUGGCCUUUUCAUAUGUCCUUGUAACAAGCUUAAAUCAAGUGAUGCUUACAAAAAAGCCUGGGGCAAUAACCAGGAUGGCGUUGUAGCCAGCCAGCCUGCACGUGUUGUAGAUGAACGGGAGCAGAUGGCCAUCAGUGGUGGCUUUAUCCGCAGGGUAACAAAUGAUGCCCGGGAAAAUGAAAUGGAUGAGAACCUUGAGCAGGUCAGCGGCAUCAUUGGCAACUUACGUCACAUGGCCCUGGACAUGGGCAAUGAGAUCGACACACAGAAUCGCCAGAUUGACAGGAUCAUGGAGAAGGCUGAUUCCAAUAAAACCAGGAUUGAUGAAGCCAACCAGCGUGCAACAAAGAUGCUCGGCAGUGGUUAAAUGCAGCAAAGUGCAUUUCCUUUUAAUGCUGUCCCAGAGGGCAGUACCUUCAUGCUUUUAUCAUGGUAUUUACCUACUAGGUUUGCACACAUGCACAUAUCAGCCCCAUUGUAAAUGUUGUCCUGUGUAGUUUGUCAGCUUUCCAAAAAUGAUACUUGUAAUUAAUUUUUUUCUAGAUAUCUUUCUUUCCAAAGGUUGUACAUAGUGCUGAUUUGAUGGCUAUAGCUCACUAUGACGUUUUUUGGGAUUUUUCCUUUCCUUGUUUCUGUUUGAAUUCCUUUUCCUUUUUCCUCUCCUUUUUUAAAAUGAUGUUUGCUGAAUGACAACCAUGUUGGAAUGCUAAACGUGCUGUUAACCUUUAAAUAUACAGUAUUGUUCUUGUAAAACUGUGACAUUCCACAGAGCUACUGCCAUGCUCCUGUCUUUGGGUAUCAUGAUGUUUAAGCACUUAAACCUGCUGUCUUCAGUUCUUCAUUGCCAUUAUCUGUUGUUAUGAUUUCAUGAUUAGACAAUGUGGAAUUAUCUAACUAUAACAAGCAUUGCACUACAAAGUGAUGUGAUUUAUGCAUUUAUGCAUGAGGAAUAAAUAGACUUUUAGACUCCUACUUAAACAAGACUUUUUCCCAUGGCAGUAGCAUACCAACAAUGACAACAAAAGCAUGCUCAGUAUUCGGACUCUUUUGGGACUAUGUUAUACCAGCAAGUUUGCAGUCGUGCCACUUUUUCUUGUUGAUAUAUAUAUAUAUAUAUACAUAGAGUUAUUAAUCAUGAUCAUUUUUUUUUAAUUAUGAAAAAAGAGGGAUUUGGCACUCACCAUUUAGCCAUUGCCAGCAAAACGUGCUUGGCUGAAAACAUGUCAAAGACAAAAAGAAUAAGUGUAAUAUAUUGGGUUUGUCUGCUGCUUUUGAAGACUAUCUUUUGAAGGAAACGACUACCAUAUGAAAUGGUGCAAAGAAAUGUAAUUUUUAUAAGGCUCUCUCUUACUAGUCGCUAUCCCCAUGUGGUUUGUUAUCAGUACAGUUCUCUGUUGCUUACCUAGAGCUAUGCACACCAAAUCGCUGAGAUGUUUAGUAGCUGACUUAAUUAAAAAUAAUAAAAAAAACCUAAAUGAAUGAACUCUAGAUAAACUGUGAGAUAAAUAUCAUUUACAGCAUGUAAUAUGAAAUUCCUUAUGUCUCCUGUCAGUUUGUGAAGUGAUUGACAUUUUGUAGCUAGUUUAAAAAUUAUUAAAAAUUAUAGAUCUCAGAA
This is a messenger RNA of Lagopus muta (rock ptarmigan), 2101 nucleotides long. It is a transcript of the gene SNAP25, whose product is annotated as synaptosome associated protein 25. Gene Ontology annotation, cellular component: synaptobrevin 2-SNAP-25-syntaxin-1a-complexin I complex; plasma membrane. Lineage: Eukaryota; Metazoa; Chordata; Aves; Galliformes; Phasianidae. The transcript is spliced from 8 exons. The record is from RefSeq and is a predicted model, not a curated record. The coding region runs from base 233 to 853 and encodes 206 amino acids. Gene Ontology annotation, molecular function: voltage-gated potassium channel activity; SNAP receptor activity; syntaxin-1 binding. Gene Ontology annotation, biological process: synaptic vesicle fusion to presynaptic active zone membrane; exocytosis; synaptic vesicle priming.